This is a messenger RNA of Meloidogyne enterolobii, 4371 nucleotides long. The record is from the annotation of a GenBank genome assembly. NCBI's taxonomy places the organism in Eukaryota, Metazoa, Nematoda, Chromadorea, Rhabditida, Meloidogynidae.
UCACCAAGUUCUUCAUUUAUGUCACAACCUAUACAAAAAACAACAAUUAAUUUAACAUCUCCCUCAAAGAAUCUGGAUGGACAUGUACAAGAAACAAAACAAAAGAGGCUAGAAAUUUAUAGAACAGAGGAGAUUGAUACGCUUGUUAGUACUUUGCCUAAAGAAAAAAUUCCUCCGGAAUGGGAUAAAUUGUCAUCUGAAGAAAUUGUUAAUGAUCCAAAAAUGGCCCAUACCUACAUAACAGAAAUACCUGGUGGACUUCCUCCAACAGCUAGAGGAAAUAAAUAUUCAUAUAUUUAUGAAUCUAAAUUAGAAGGUGAUAACAACGAAAUACAAGAAGAAAAACAACAAAAUAAUUUGUUAAAUAAUUUAAAAAUAAAUAAUGGAAUAAUUAUAGAAAAUGGAAAAACUGAACAAGAAGAGAAACAAGUGGGGGAAGAAAUUUGUACAAAUGAAGAUGGAAUUGAAAGGAGAUGUAAAUCUACACAAAAGAUAACAAGAAUAACAAAAAUAACAACAACACGUUCAGUAAAACAAUUUCCAGUUGAACCAGGAGAUUUGUAUUUUGAUGCUGAUGGAAAUCCAAUACUUAAUGGUUUUGAUGAAGCAAUUUCUUCUCCGUCCCCAGCAGGAGGAGGAAGAGCCUCAGAUUUCAGUAGAUGCUCCCCCUCAGAAGAUGAUUUCAUGCCUUCUAGUUCUGCAGGAACAAUUAUUGCGGAUGAUCAUUCUAUAGGCAUUGAUUUAAUAAAUACUACCAAGAGGUCUUGUGAAAGAGAAGUAUCACCUAAAGGUUUGGAUGAAAUUGAUGGGAAAACGAAAAGAGAAACUCCAAGCGCCCCCGGCAUUCCACAAAUAACUGAAUGUUUUGAAGAAGUAAUUGAAGGAGAAGGAGAUAUUGUUCCUUUAACAAUUUCUUUGUGUUGGUCUUCCCCCGAAUUUGAAGGAACUGCUGGGCCUUUAAUUGGAUAUAGAGUGGAAUUUAGACGUUCAGAGUUGGAAGAAUGGGAACCGGCACAUGAUGAUUUGUUGGGAGAAAAUGAAUGUAAAAUUACCAAUUUGGACCCAGAAGAUCAUUAUCAAUUUCGAGUUGUUGGGGCUAAUAUGGCUGGAUUUGGAAUUCCGUCUGAGGCAUGUCCAGCGAUUCGUUUACGCCCAGAAAGUACUCAAUUUGGAACUGAAGCUCAAUAUCCACCUCCACCACCUAGUCAACCUCAAAUAAUAAAUAUAGGAACAGACAAUGCAACAAUUGAAUGGAAAAAUUUGACAGAGGGAAAUUAUAAAUAUUUGGUACAAUAUAGAGAAAUAAAUACAUUAAAUUGGAUUAAUGCUAUUAACUCACCUACUAAAGAAAAUAAAUUUAAAGACGAAAAUGGCAAAAAUUCAACCAGUCCUUCAUCUGGUUUUAUUCGUAUUCGUCCACCUGCUCCUCUUCGAAAUGGAAAAAUUUCUUCACAAAAUUUAAAAUCGAAGGAUUUGGCAGCACCCGAACCGCCUGGAAAACCAAAGGUAUUAGAAUCUGGCUCAAAUUGGAUUCAUUUACAUUGGGAUACUCCAAUCCCUUCUACUUCUUAUGAUAUUUCUUCUUUUUCUUCACCUUUUGAUUCAAAUUUGGCAUAUUUAAUAGAAAUACGUGAAUUUGGUGUUGGUAAUUCUGGUUGGAAACAAUUAUUUGAUAGAACAGCAACAGGACAGGGAAUGUUAAAUUACACGACUAUUAAUGAUCAUUUUGUUGUGGAUAAUUUAUCAUCAGAAUUUAAAUAUGAAUUUAGAAUUUGGUCAAUUUCUUUAAAUAAUGGAUUACAUUCUUCUUUGCCUUCACCAAUUUCUGAACCUAUUAAUUUGUUAAAUUCACAAAAUGAUUGGCAGCCAAAAUUACCUCCUUUAACUAGCCAAACUUUGAAUAACAAAAAAGUGCCUGAAAGACCUUCAGCGCCUGAAUAUCUUGAAUUUUUCCCAACAAGUUUAACACUUUGUUGGCAACCAGCAAAAAGUUCACUUCCCGUUCAAGGUUACGAAAUUGAAUUUCGUGAUCCAAUGCAAGAUGCAUCCAAUUGGUAUCGCUUAACAACAGAUUCAUUAAUUAAAACAUGCAAAACAAGUAUUGGAUCACUUUUAUGUGGACAUCAAUAUCAAUUUCGAAUUUUGGCAAGAAAUUCUGUUGGCCUUUCACAACCUUCAGAUCCUUCUCCUCUUGUUACUAUUGGAGGAGUAGGGAAUCAGGGAGGAUCGAAGGAAACAACUAAAAAUAAUUUAAUACCUUUAAUGGAAGAAAUGUUCGUUAGAGAAUCACCUCCAUUGCCUGAUAGAGAUGAUUCUCCUCCACCAAUAUAUCGCCAAUCAGAAUCUUCAUUACAAUGGAGAGAUCCAACAUUAAAAGAAGUUAUAGAUUAUUUAAAAAGUCCUGAUCCAAAUUUAGUUUUGGAUGCUUCUGGUUAUUUACAACAUUUGACGUUUAAUAAUGAUUUAAUUAAAGAAGAAACUAGAAAUUAUGGAGGCAUUGAAUGUUUAAUUAAUUUAUUAAAUUCUUCAAAUCAAGAAAUUUUACGUAAUGUUUGUGGUUGUCUAAAAAAUUUAGCUUUUGGCAAAUUGAAUGAUGCAAAUAAAAGAUUAAUUUAUCAAAAGAAUGGGUUAAAGUCACUUGCUCAACUAUUAAAAACUUGUCAAAAUUCACUUGUUCAUGAAGAAGCUACAGGUGCUUUAUGGAAUAUAUCUUCGGCAGAUGAAUUAAAAGAACCUAUAUUAAAUCAAACAGCCGAAGCUGUUAUUAGACAUGCUGUGCUUCCUUCUUGGGAAAUACUAUCCAACCAACAACAACAGCAACCUACUAGUUCUUCUAUUCAAAUUAAUCGUAAUCCUGUAGCUAUUGUUUUUAGAAAUGGAACUGGAAUUUUGAGAAAUAUUUCUGCUGUUAAUGAUCGAUCUCGCCGUUUUCUUCGUUCAACACCCGGAUUAGUCGAAACACUUUUAAAUUUUUUACAUUUUGCAACCUUAAAAAAUCAAUUAGAUACUCGAAGUUGUGAAAAUGUUAUUUGUUUAUUAAGAAAUUUAAGUUAUAGAAUACAGGAAGUUGUUGAUAGUAAAUACGACCCAAAUAAAAUUAAAUAUUCAAUGAUGAAAGAAAAGGAGAAUGUAAUUAAUGGAGGACAAUUAUCUCCUCGUUCUAAUGAAAGAAGUAAAUCAGCACCUUCUGGAAGUCCAAAAUUAGAUAUUACACCAAACAAGAAAGGAGGAAAAUUUUUUAGUAGAAGAAGAAAAAAAUCAGAAAUUGAGCUUUCUAACAGUAACAAUAAUAAUGAAAAUGUUGCAACAUCAAUAUCAGGUCCACAAUUACUUUGGAAUCCUUCAACAAUUCGUUUAUAUUUAAAAAUUUUGGAAGAAUCUGCCAAUUGUGAAAUUUUAGAAGCUUCAGCUGCAGCAAUACAAAAUUUGGCUGGUUGCCCUUUUUAUGGGUCUUUAUUAGUUCGAGAAACUGUUAGGAUAGAAAAGGGUUUACCUAUACUUGUUGAAUUACUUCGUCUGAGAGAAGAUAGGGUAGUUUGUGCUGUUUGCUGUGCUUUGAGGAAUUUGGCUUUGGAUAAACGCAAUUUAGAAUUAAUUGGAAAAUUUGCCUUGUCUGAUAUUUUAAUAAAAAUUCCAACUUAUCAAGAAUUAGAAUUAAUUAAAGAACAACUACAAAAACAACAACAACAACAAAUCCCUUCAGAUUCAACAUUAAAUGCAAUUUUAGGAAUUCUUUGGGAAAUUGUUAGAUUAAAUAGUGAAAUGGCUAAAUUAGUACAUUCAACUAUUGAGGGAACUGAACGGCUACGAGCAUUAGCUAAAUCAUAUCCCAUAUAUGGACGUAAAACGUGUAAAUAUGCAACUCAGGUUUUAUAUAUGAUGUGGCAACACAAAGAAUUACACGAAUUAUUUAAAGAAUCUGGUUUGGAAGAAUCUGAUUUUUAUAGUGGAACAACUACUUCAAGUUUAAAUAAAUCGAGAUCAACAAGUAAAGAAAUUAUUUCUUCUAAACAACAACAACAACAUUAUUCACCUUCUUCUUUAACUACUACUUUAGCUAGACCAUUCUCUUCUCAAGGAAUGGAGCGACCUACAAAUUUAUUAUUAACACAACAAACAAACAACAAUAAUUAUGAAACUCUCAAUAAUACUCCAACGUCUAAAUCGGUUUCUGUCAGUCCAUACCAAUCCUCUCUAAUUCAACAACAACAGCAACAAUUAAUUAGACAAACACCUCCACAAUUUAAUAAUCAAAGAAAUAAUAAUAACUUUCAAAAACCUCCAAUAGAUCAAUUAUAUUCUUCUGUUCAAAAAAAUAACGAAAAUUUACAAAAACAACAAAGAAGGCAAUCUAUAGAUAGUUGGGUUUAG